AUGGCCAUCCAGGGAACCAUCCAGGUGGCCAUCCAGGGAACCUUCCAGGUGGCCAUCCAGGGAUUCAUCCAGGUGGUCAUCCAGGGAACCAUUCAAGUGGCCAUCCAGGGAACCUUCCAGGUGGCCAUCCAGGGAACCUUCCAGGUGGCCAUCCAGGGAACCUUCCAGGUGGCCAUCCAGGGAUCCAUCCAGAUGGCCAUCCAGGGAACCAUCCAGGUGGCCAUCCAGGUGGCCAUCAAAGGAACCAUCCAGGUGGCCAUCCAGGUAACCAUCCAGGUGGCCAACCAGGAAACCAUCCAGAUGGCCAUCCAGGGAUCCAUCCAGGUAACCAUCCAGGUGGCCAUCCAGCCAUCUAUCCAGGGAACCAUCCAGGUGGCCAUCCAGCCAUCUAUCCAGCGAACUAUCCAGGUGGCCAUCCAGGGAACCAUCCAGGUGGCCAUACAGCCAACUAUCCAGGGAACCAUCCAGUUGGCCAUCCAGGGAACCAUCCAUGUGGCCAUCCAGGGAACCAUCCAGGUGGCCAUACAGCCAACUAUCCAGGGAACCAUCCAGGUGGCCAUCCAGGGAACCAUCCAGGUGACUAUCCAGGGAACCAUCCAGGUGGCCAUCCAGGGAACCAUCCAGGUGGCCAUCCAGGGAACCAUCCAGGUGGCCAUCCAGGGGACCAUCCAGGUGGCCAUACAGCCAACUAUCCAGGGAACCAUCCAGGUGGCCAUCCAGACAACCAUCCAUUUGACUAUCCAGGGAACCAUCCAGCUGGCCAUCCAGGGAACCAUCCAGGUGGCCAUCCAGGGGACCAUCCAGGUGGCCAUCCAGGGAACCAUCCAGGUGGCCAUCCAGGGAACCAUCCAGGUGGCCAUCCAGGGAACCAUCCAGGUGGCCAUCCAGGGAACCAUCCAGGUGGCCAUCCAGGGAACCAUCCAGGUGGCCAUCCAGGAAACCAUCCAGGUUGCCAUUCAGGGAACCAUCCAGGUGACUAUCCAGGGAACCAUCCAGGUGGCCAUCCAGGAAACCAUCCAGGUGGCCAUCCAGGUAAACAUCUAA
Molecule: messenger RNA, 1044 nt
Organism: Procambarus clarkii (red swamp crayfish)
Lineage: Eukaryota; Metazoa; Arthropoda; Malacostraca; Decapoda; Cambaridae
Product: mucin-6-like
Source: RefSeq, a predicted model, not a curated record